Molecule: messenger RNA, 639 nt
Organism: Miscanthus lutarioriparius
Lineage: Eukaryota; Viridiplantae; Streptophyta; Magnoliopsida; Poales; Poaceae
Source: the annotation of a GenBank genome assembly
AUGGACUGGUACGCGUGGCUCUGCAGGGCGGGGCUGCACCCGGACGUGGCGUUCGAGUACGCGCUGCUGUUCGCGCGCAACGAGCUCGUCGCCGCCGACGUGCGCCACCUGGACCACGAAUUACUCCUCAGCAUGGGCGUCGCCGUCGCCAAGCACCGCCUCGAGAUCCUCAAGCUCGCCAGGAAGGAUCCCUCCUCCUCCUCCUCCUCCCACGGCAGGGCCACCGCCGUCGCCGCCGCGGCCGUCAUCACCGUCGUCCUGCCGUGGCGCGCCACCAGGCUGCUCGCCGCGGCCUUGCACCGGUCCGCGCGCUCGGCGCUCGGCCGCCUCCGCGCCUCGGUGUCGUCCCGCGGCCGGGACCAGGUCCGGGACCGGGACCGGGACCGCGGCAGGGCCGCGGCCGUCCUCGCCACGCCGCGCCUGCUGCCCCUGCUGCAGCACCGCGGCGGGAGGGUCGCGCACAGCAGCUGGACCAAGAUCGCGUCGCCCGUGGCGGUCCGUGGCGGCGGGAAGCUCCCGCUGCCGAUGCUGACGCAUGUCGUCGGCAAGCCCGUCCUGCUCACCAACAGCGGCGCCGAUAAGUGGAGGGGCAACGGCGGCGCGGCGGUCAGGAUGCUGCCGCGCCCGCUGGGUCCAUAG